AUGGUGCGGCUCUACGAUAUCAAGUCCAGCAACCCCAACCCCAUCAUGCAAUUCGAGGGCCACACGAAUAAUGUGACUGGCGUCGCAUUUCAUUGUGAAGGGAAAUGGAUGGUCACGAGCUCUGAGGAUUGCACGGUAAGAGUAUGGGAUACUAGGUCGGGCAUGGUUCAGAGAAACUAUCAACACUCCCAUCCAGUCAAUGACGUGGUGAUUCAUCCAAACCAGGGUGAAUUGGUCAGUUGCGACCGUGGCGGAAAUAUUCGGAUUUGGGAUCUGGGCGCAAGCAGAUGUACCCAUCAACUUGUGCCCGUGGAAGACAUCUCCAUGGCCAGUGUGAGCGUUGCGAGUGAUGGCUCGCUCCUCGCUGCUGGAAACAAUCUGGGAGACGUCUAUAUCUGGCGUGUGUAUCAAAAUCACGACUCGACCACCCUUCUCCCAUGUCGCGCAUUCAAAGCCCAUAAGGAUUACCUCACCCGCCUGCUCCUCUCGCCAGAUAUAAAAUACCUCGCAACCUGUAGCGCCGACCAUACUGUGCGCGUCUGGAAGAUCGACAUGAAUGAAGAGCAUCUUGAGGAUAUCAACGAACCACAAACCCCCCCCAUAUCACAACAGCAGCAGGAAGGAUCAACAGGCCAUACCGAACCUACUCCGAACAAUCACAACCAAAACACGAUCACGCUCUCACGCUCCCAGCCUUCCCUCCCCAGCGCCGAGAUAGACAGAAAUUCCGACUCCUCUCCCGAUCCUAAACUAUCCCACUCCACCCCAUCUCUCACAUCAGCUUCCUCGCAACAAUUCCGCCCCACGACCGACCUGAUAUCCAUCCGGCGACCCCUCCCUUGCCAUGCCAUAUUGGACAUCCACCAACGCUGGGUAUGGGACUGCGCCUUCAGCGCCGAUUCCGCGUAUCUUGUCACCGUCUGCUCUGACCAUUACGCGCGCCUGUGGGAAAUCCUCACCGGGAAAAUCAUCAGACAGUAUAGCGGACAUCACAGGGGGGCGGUGUGCGUCGCGUUAAAUGACUAUAGCAAUCCGCCUUAG
Molecule: messenger RNA, 1041 nt
Organism: Cladophialophora bantiana CBS 173.52
Lineage: Eukaryota; Fungi; Ascomycota; Eurotiomycetes; Chaetothyriales; Herpotrichiellaceae
Exons: 2
Coding region: 1-1041 (346 amino acids)
Biological process (GO): TOR signaling; regulation of actin cytoskeleton organization
Cellular component (GO): TORC2 complex; TORC1 complex
Molecular function (GO): protein binding
Source: RefSeq, a predicted model, not a curated record